This is a messenger RNA of Nerophis lumbriciformis (worm pipefish), 3085 nucleotides long. RefSeq lists its product as uncharacterized. NCBI's taxonomy places the organism in Eukaryota, Metazoa, Chordata, Actinopteri, Syngnathiformes, Syngnathidae. The record is from RefSeq and is a predicted model, not a curated record.
UCUGCUUCACUUCCGUCCACUGAGUUGGUCCAGCUAGACCUACUCGGGUUGCAACCAUGGGGCCGGGACUCUCUGCAAGAUUAACUUGGAUCUGCGUGUUGCUGAUUAGCGGCGCUGCUAGCCUGCCGGUCCGACAUGACAACAGGUCUACGAACCAGGACACCACGGACUCGCUCGCUGGGGCCGUCUCUCCAAAGAAUCUGCCUCAAAGCUCCGACUUCCCCGCGGAAGCGGAUGAACCGGCGAACCCCACGGCCGACACAAAGGCAGCUUUGAGUGUCUCACGUGAGGCCGAGGCUGUGACCUACGACCACAACGCCAACAAGAUAUCGAGUGGUGCCGUGCCUCAAGCUGACGUUCCCAUUGCCAGUGACAAAUUCAGACCCCAAGCUGCUGAUUCAGGUGCGAGUCCUGCUUGGAAAGCGUACAAUCCUCCCAGCUACCCACCCUCAGCUGCUGGUGGUCUACAAGAAGGUCCCGUCGAUGCCAAGCAACAGCCAGAAUCUAAUUUAGAUGCUGACAAUGACUCCGCAUGGUCAGGCGUUGAUCCACGUUCCAGCUACCGGUCUUCAACUGCUGGCAGUUUAAAAGGGAGUUGGAAGCAGCAGGAAGCAUCUAGUCCUGGUGCUCACGUGCACCCAGGAUGGCCAAGCUAUGACUUAGCCUCAAGCGGUCAACAAGCCAGUCCUAAUUCUGGGAUACAGCAACAAUUCCAUCCAGGUGUUCACGAGCACUCAGAAUGGUCAGGUGACAACUCUGCUUCCAGUUCCAAAACUUCAACUGGUUACCAAGCCAAUAAAAAUAUUGUCAAGCACCCAGGUUGGUCAAGCUAUGACUCGAGCUCCAAAUCUUCUGGACAACAACCAUCCAAUCCAGCUGUUCACAUGCACCCUGAAUGGUCAAGCCAUGGCUCUGAAUCUUCAACUGGAGGGCUGAAACAACCAACCAAUGUUCAUGUGCACCCAGGAUGGUCAGGCUAUGGUUCUUCUUCUGGCCAACAAACUUCUAAUCCAGCUGCUCAUGUGCACCCUGAAUGGUCGAGCACCGACUCUUCAACUGGAGGUCUGAAACAAACACCCCAUCAUGCGCACCCUGAAUGGUCAGGCUAUGGUUCCUCUUCCAGCUCCAAAUCUGGCCACCAAACAUCCAAUCCAGCGGUUCACAUGCACCCUGAAUGGUCAAGCUAUGGCUCUGAAUCUUCAACUGGAGGUCUGAAACAACCAUCCCAUGUUCCUGUGCACCCAGAAUGGUCAGGCUAUGGUUCUUCUUCUGGCCAACCAACAUCUAAUCCAGCUGCUCAUGUGCACCCUGAAUGGUCAAGCCACGACUCCUCCAGCUCAGAAUCUUCAACUGGAGGUCUGAAGCAACCAUCCCAUGUUCAUGUGCACCCAGGAUGGUCAGGCUAUGACUUUUCCUCAUCUGGCCAACAAACAUCCAAACCAGCUGCUCAUGUGCACCCUGAAUGGUCAAGCUUUGGUUCUGAAUCUUCAACUGGAGGUGUGAAACAACCAUCCAAUCAACAUGCUCAUGUGCACCCUGAAUUGUCAAACUAUGGUUCCUCUUCAAGCUCCAAAUCAUCUGGCCAACAACCAUCCAAUCAACAUGCUCAUGUGCACCCUGAAUUGUCAAGCUAUGGUUCCUCUUCAAGCUCCAAAUCAUCUGGCCAACAACCAUCCAAUCAACAUGCUCAUGUGCACCCUGAAUGGUCAAGCUAUGGUUCCUCUUCAAGCUCCAAAUCAUCUGGCCAACAAACAUCCAAUCCAGAUGCUCAUGUGCACCCUGAAUGGUCAAGUUAUGGCUCUUCCUCUUCUGGUCAAACUUCUAAACCAGCUGUUCAUGUACACCCCGGAUGGUCAGGCUAUGACUCCUCUAGCUCUAAAUCUUCGACUGGUGGUCAACAACCCUCCCAUCAACAUGCUCAUGUACACCCUGAAUGGUCAAGCUCCAAAUCAUCUGGCCAACAAACAUCCAAUCCAGCUGCUCAUGUGCACCCUGAAUGGUCAAGCUAUGGCUCUUCCUCUUCUGGUCAAACUUCUAAACCAGCUGUUCAUGUACACCCCGGAUGGUCAGGCUAUGGUUCCUCUAGCUCUAAAUCUUCCACUGGUGGUCAACAACCCUCCCAUCAACAUGCUCAUGUACACCCUGAAUGGUCAAGCUAUGGUUCCUCUUCGAGCCAAACAUCCAAUCCAGCUGUUCACAUGCACCCUGAAUGGUCAAGCUAUGGCUCUGAAUCUUCAACUGGAGGUCUGAAACAACCAUCCCAUGUACACCCAGGAUGGUCAGGCUAUGACCCUUCCUCUUCUGGUCAAACUUCUAAACCAGCUGGUCAUGUACACCCCGGAUGGUCAGGCUAUAGUUCCUCUAGCUCUAAAUCUUCCACUGGUGGUCAACAACCAUCCCAUCAACAUGCUCAUGUACACCCUGAAUGGUCAAGCUAUGGUUCGUCUUCUAGCCAACAAGCAUCCAAUCCAGCUGCUCACAUACACCCUCAAUGGUCAAGCCAUGACUCCAGCUCCAAAUCUUCAACUGGUGGUCAGCAACAAACAUCCCAUCAACAUGCUCAUGUGCACCCAGGAUGGUCUGGCUAUGACUCCUCUUCCAGCUCUAAUCCAGCUGCUCAUGUGCACCCAGGAUGGUCAAGCUAUGGACACUCCAGCUCACUGUACCCUGUAGUGGACCCUAGUGAGAAUUCUUACAGCUCUUCAGGAUCCUAUCACUCUGGUAGUGUUCCCAACAAGAACCUUCAUGGUUGGAACAGACCUGAGUGGGCUCCAAUGUAUCCAGCAGGAACCAAUGUGUUUGCCUUCAACCCGAGUGAUCCCAGCACUCAUUGGUUGUCUGGCCAGUCCAGCUCUGCUCCUGAAUACUCACCAACUUCCAUCGUCCAAUCCAGAUCUGGCUACCAACGUGCGCGAGAUGAAUUUGCCAGAAUGCAAUAUUCCCAAGCUGAUGUUCCGUCAGGCUUCUCCAGAAUUGUGAGCUCCCAAAGUGCCCUGAAGAACUGAGGAACGUGUGGUUUGGGUCUAUGCGGACUAAGAUUUAAUAAAAAAAAACUUCAACUUGAUCAUGACUUUGCUGUCUUUCC